AUGGCACAAUCGGAAUCUAAUGGAGUGUUUGUGAUGGUGGAACUCAACUACCAAGGGGUAUUUAAUCGAAAUCCUUUCUCUUACACUGGUGGUGUGAAAAUCAUGUUCAUUGAUGUCGACUUUUCUUCUAUGACUUAUUCUGAGUUUUUGACAUUCUGCGAACAUUUCAUGCAUGAAGAGUGUAAAAAGUUUUACUACUGUGAACCAGGCAAUUCCCUGAUGGAAGGGCUUACUCCACUUCAACAAUCCUUCCCCUCAAAUUGUUCAUCUCAUCUAGAUCCUCUUUAG
This is a messenger RNA of Lactuca virosa, 288 nucleotides long. NCBI's taxonomy places the organism in Eukaryota, Viridiplantae, Streptophyta, Magnoliopsida, Asterales, Asteraceae. The record is from the annotation of a GenBank genome assembly.